Molecule: messenger RNA, 1979 nt
Organism: Dentiscutata erythropus
Lineage: Eukaryota; Fungi; Glomeromycota; Glomeromycetes; Diversisporales; Gigasporaceae
Source: the annotation of a GenBank genome assembly
ACAGUCUAAAAAAAUAUGGAGUAAUGUAUAUUGAACAAUUACUAAAUGCAGAUAUGACAAAAGUAUUAGAAUUAAAACGGAUCCAUCAAUAUGAAAUCCCAAAACAUAAUACAACCUGGUAUAUAGACCUCAGCAAUAAAAUAGAACAAAAUUGGGAGUAUAUAAAGAACUCAUCAAAUGCAAAUCCUAUUAAUAGAUUAACAUUAAUAAAUAAAUUUUCAAACUUAAAGGGAAAAAUAAUAACUACAGACCACGCGCAUGGACCCAUUAUGGGAAAAAUAACUCGCGAGCUCAAAUCACAUGACCAAACUGUAGUGAUGAGGCAUAUGAUCCAAGAAACAACAGAACAGGAGACAUUUUCGCCACUUAAAGCAUGUGAAGGAUGUCCGCUACAAGAAUCACUCCCUACACUAGAUACAAAAACUAAAGGAUCAAAUACCAAAUACUGUGCAAUUACUGCAGAUGUUACAAAAGUUAGUUAUUUACCGACUAGAAACUCACGGGUCUCAAUUGGAAAUCCAGAAGAUAAAAGAAUCAAAACCAGAAUUGUAAUAUCCCCUCGCUCCUUACGACAUUAUCAUGAAAAUAAUCCAAAGCCAAUUAUUAAAAAACAAUUUAAACAUAAUAUAGAUAAUCACACAUUUUCAAAAAAAAUCAUUGAUACAGAUACACAAACUUUAGAAAUGUUAGAAGAAUAUACUAGAAAAUUACAGAGAAGCAAACAAAUAAUAGCAUACACAGAUGGAUCCCUUAUCACAGAUGUGUCCUCAAAUAGCUCAACCAUAGAACUAAAAAAGCAACGGAUGGGCUUUGGGGCAAUAUGUCUGGUGGAAAAUCUCAACUUGGGAAGAAUCGAAUGGAAAGGGAAAGUGGAGGGUCCACCUUCAUCAACAAGAGCCGAACUAUGGGCUAUUCUUUCAGUCCUAUGGGUAAUUCCUAAUAAAACCGCAAUAAAAAUUAUUACAGAUAGUGAAUCCUCAAUUAAAGCAAUUAAAGGGUACACAGAUGAGCGUAAGGGAAAGCACUGGAGUAAUUACAGUAAUCCAUUAAUACUGCAAACAAUUAAAGAAUUAAUCUAUACAAAAGAAAUCGAUCUAGAACUAGAAAAAAUCAAAGCACAUCAGGGGGAUUACAAUAAUGAAAGAGCAGAUGAAUUAGCAAAACUCGGAUCAAACUCAGGAUCUAUUUUCUCAAUAAAUCCUAAAUAUUUACGAGAGCAACAAUUUAGACAUAAAUGGAACGAUAAUAAUAUUGACGUGUCAAUUAAAGAACUUAUAAAAAAAAAGGAGAAAUUGAAUCAACCAUUUCCUGAGGUGUGGCAACAAUCCAAAAUUACUGAUAACAAAACUUCAACUAGAGACAACUCACUUCGCUCUUUCUCAAUAAAACUGCUAAAUGAGGAACUCCCAACAAUGAAAGUAUUACAUACAAGAAAACCUGAGAUAUAUAAGGAUAAGAAAUGUCCUUUCUGUAAUAUUUAUGAUGAAACCAAUACACAUGUAUUCAUGUGCAAGGAUACUCCAAACACCUUAAAAAAUACUUUUUGUUAUAUCCUAAAGAAAGUAUACACACAAGAAACAGGAAAGAAAAUUAAUCCAAAUAUGUUACAGAAAAUAUAUAGAAGUCACUUUCUCCAAGAAGAUAUUGGAAGACAAAUAAGAGAUACUCUCUCUGUUGACCGGUUUGCAUAUAAUGAUCUAGUCAAAGGACUAAUCCCUCGAUCAAUAUAUAAUAUAGUGAAAAACCAUACAAAUAAAGCUGCGAUAACAAAAAUGGUCAUACUUAAAACAUUUUACAAAUGGAAAGAAAUACUUCGGUCCACUUGGAUAAUACGAUGUAAGGAAUUUUUAAAAUGGGAAAUAUCAAAUGAAAUCAAUGAAAUAAAAAAGAAAAGUAAGGGAAAAAGACCAUUUGAUGACCUUGAAUAUUUAGAACUUAAAAAACAAUUAGUACAAUGGGGAAAGAAAAUAUCUAUCGAG